AUGUCCAGCAUGCUUAUCAGCGACUUGGGUGAAGACAUGGAAGCUGCAGAGCUGAGCAAAGUGGCUCAUGGAUGGGGUGACAGGAUCAGGCUUCAGACAGAUCUCAACAGCCUGAUAUUCUGGGCCAAAACCAACAAGAAGAAAUUCAUUGCAUUUUUUCACAUCUAGACCUCAAGAAACACUUAUUCAGAUGAAGAGGAAGAUGGCAACUGGGAUGCCUGGGGCAACUGGAGUGACUGCUCCCGGACCUGCGGGGGAGGAGCAUCCUAUUCUCUGCGGAGAUGCUUGGCUGGGAGGAAUUGCGAAGGGCAGAGUAUUCGAUAUAAGACAUGCAGCAAUCAUGACUGCCCUCCGGACGCGGAAGACUUCAGAGCCCAGCAGUGCUCAGCCUACAAUGAUGUCCAGUAUCAGGGACAUUAUUAUGAAUGGCUUCCACAGUAUAACGAUUCUGCUUCACCCUGCGCACUCAAGUGUCACGCGCGGGGACAAAACUUGGUAGUGGAGCUGGCACCCAAGGUGCUGGAUGGAACUCGUUGCAAUGCUGACUCCCUAGACAUGUGUAUCAGUGGCAUCUGCCAGGCCGUGGGCUGCGAUCGGCAACUGGGAAGCACCGCUAAGGUGGACAGCUGUGGAAUCUGUGCUGGCAAUGGCUCCACCUGCAGGCUCGUACGGGGACAUUCGAAGUCAAACGUUUCUCCCGAAAAAAAGUCUGAACUGUUCAACAUCCUGCAGCUUGAACGGGGUGGUAGGUGGGUCAGGAUUUCUGUUGGUCCUUUAUACUUAAUUAUUGAAUCAAAAACACUUCAAGGAACCAAAGGAGAACACAGCUUUAACAGCUCUGGAGUCUUUGUUGUAGAAAACACAACAGUUGAAUUUCAGAGGGUCUCAGACAGGAAAACCUUUAAGAUUCCAGGACCUCUGAUGGCUGAUUUCAUCUUCAAGUUAGGAGGGGACUUGGGAAGCACAGGAGAGGAGUUGGAAGGCGGUUAUCAGCUCAAUUCUGCUGAAUGUGUGGAUAUCCGCUUGAAGAGGGUUGUUCCUGACCAUUACUGCCAUUACUAUCCUGAAAAUGUAAAACCCAAACCAAAACUGAAGGAAUGCAGCAUGGAUCCUUGCCCAUCGAGUGAUGGAUUUAAAGAGAUUAUGCCCUAUGACCACUUCCAACCUCUUCCUCGCUGGGAACAUAAUCCUUGGACGUCUUGUUCGGUGUCCUGUGGAGGAGGGAUUCAGAAACGGACCUUUGUGUGUGUGGAGGAAUCCAUGCAUGGAGAGAUACUACAAGUGGAAGAAUGGAAGUGCAUGUAUGCGCCCAAACCCAAGGUUAUGCAAACUUGCAAUCUGUUCGAUUGCCCCAAGUGGAUCGCCAUGGAGUGGUCUCAGUGCACAGUGACUUGUGGCCGAGGGUUACGUUACCGGGUUGUUCUGUGUAUCAACCAUCGUGGCGAGCACGUUGGGGGUUGCAACCCACAACUGAAGUUACACAUCAAAGAGGAAUGUGUCGUUCCCAUCCCAUGUCAUAAACCAAAAGGUAAAUUGGUCCUUUACAACCUCAUUGCCCUUUUCAGAACACACUGUCAUUUGUCAGUGUCCCUUUCAGCUGUGGUGCAGCCCAGCGAGUCCUGGGGGAGUGUGGAUUACUUCUCUUUGAGAAGGCGCAAUGCCUCUAGUGCCACGGGCCAAGCGAACCGGCACGUUCCACGUAGGACACGCAUAGCCUUUUCCACAUGGACUACUGUCAGGCCUGGUUGUGGCCGCAGAAGACACUGUGGACUCUGUGAGGGUGAAUGA
Messenger RNA from Galeopterus variegatus (Sunda flying lemur), 1788 nucleotides. Its product is annotated as ADAMTS-like protein 3. Gene Ontology annotation, molecular function: metalloendopeptidase activity. Gene Ontology annotation, biological process: extracellular matrix organization. Gene Ontology annotation, cellular component: extracellular matrix. The transcript has 14 exons. The record is from RefSeq and is a predicted model, not a curated record. Lineage: Eukaryota; Metazoa; Chordata; Mammalia; Dermoptera; Cynocephalidae.